CAAGUUAUAUUAGAUAUAAAUCCACUUUCUAAAAAGACACACCAAUUAGGUUAUUUUAUGAUUAUGUGUCGAUCACUCCUUGUUUCUCACUUUCUUUAUUACAGUGAAAUUUCCUCAUCAAUUCAUCACCAUGGCAGAAACUAACUCUGAAUCUCCUACACCUUCGUCCUUUGGCCCCAUGAGAAGCAUACCAUGUGAUGACCAAGUUGGUGGGUUUGAUUGGAUGGUCCUUGUGGCAGCCAUUCUAUGUGCCUUGGUGUGUGCUCUUGGCCUCAACACGAUGCUGCAAUGUGUAUUCCAAUGUGCUUCUCGUGUUCUGACGCAACCUCGCCAAUGGAUGGCUUCUCGCAGGCUGAAUUCUGGUCUGAAGAGGAAGGAAAUGGUGGGUUUGCCAACCUCAACCUUCACAAACUCUCCCUCUCCAUCUUCACCUUCUACCUGUGUCAUUUGCUUGGCUGAGUUCUCUGAUGGAGACCCUAUAAGGUUCCUCCCAAACUGCAAACACUUUUUCCAUGUUCUUUGCAUUGACAAGUGGCUCCUUUCUCACUCUUCUUGCCCUACUUGCAGACACCUACUCAACCCAAAUCAUCACCAUCUUCACUCCUUACAUACUGUCAUAACAACUUAGUCAUCUAUUUAUCUUCCAUUUAAUACAACUAUUGUUUCUAACAUACCUCUUUU
Molecule: messenger RNA, 681 nt
Organism: Vigna umbellata (rice bean)
Lineage: Eukaryota; Viridiplantae; Streptophyta; Magnoliopsida; Fabales; Fabaceae
Product: RING-H2 finger protein ATL78-like
Biological process (GO): protein ubiquitination
Molecular function (GO): transferase activity
Source: RefSeq, a predicted model, not a curated record